Toxotes jaculatrix (banded archerfish) is the source of this 978-nucleotide messenger RNA. RefSeq lists its product as uncharacterized. Lineage: Eukaryota; Metazoa; Chordata; Actinopteri; Toxotidae. The coding region runs from base 62 to 733 and encodes 223 amino acids. The transcript is spliced from 6 exons. The record is from RefSeq and is a predicted model, not a curated record.
UUUCUGUUCCUGUUAGCCUGAAGUCACUGUGGCAUAUUCUUUUCAGUCAUCUCAAAACAACAUGCUGUUUGGCUUUUUUCUGCUGUUCUUUUUCUGUGUGAGCACAGUUGAAUUACAGUCUACACUAUGGCCUAUACACUCCACUACUGACACAACUACAGUGGAAGCAAAGUUAUCUCCUCUGGAGGUGGUGGCCACUCCAGACUACCCAGUUGCAGAAGGUCAGACAGUCAGCCUGCACUGCAGUGCUUCUGCCACACCAGCCUCCGUCAAUUGGUCCUGGCAACACCUAGAAAACUGGACCUGGCAAGCAGUGAGCAGCAGCAGGGACCUGUCCCUGACCAAGCCAAUGCAAAGCGGGAUUUACCGUUGCUGCGCGAAGAGCCAGUUAUCUCAAAGUGUGAGCCAUAACUUCACAGUCUAUAUCAUCGCCAUGAAGCCAACAGUAGGGGAGAAUUUGGGAAUAGCUGCCUUCGUCCUUUCUAUCCUGACCUUGAUCGUCACCGUUACCAUUCUGUGCUGGCUGGCCUGGCAAAGACCUGAUCACACACUGACUACCCCUAAAACAGCAGCUAAAGGUUUUCCAGCACCUGAAAAGGCAAUAAAGGGAGGUUUGCCACAGACUGAAAGUGAUGGAGAUGUGUACAUGAAUUACACAAGCACCAACCAAGCCUACGCUGAUCUGGACCCCACCAAUAUGACUGGGGACAACCUGUACUCAAGUCUGUCAUGAACACUGGUGGGAAAGUGGAGAUGUGCAAUAAAAAGAGGAAGAAUGACUCAAAGUGUAUUUUGUUUGUUAGUAUCAUCACAGCAUUUUGUUUAACCUUAGAAACAAGGUUUUUCAUAUGUUGUGGAGUUUGCCAGUGUGCACAUUGUGAUUUAAUCUAAUUUCACAAAAAGCAGUAUGUUCCCAUCCAACAGUAAGAAACCCGUCCUUCUCUAUGUUUGGACAUGCUAAUAAAAACGUAUAAUUUU